CGGAUGGGAGCUGCUUCCGUCCGCCAUGUUCUUCCUGGGCCAGUCCAGCUGCUGAGUUCAACGGCGCUAGCACGCUUGUUUUCUUGCUUGACCAGUUGUGUCGGCUACAGAUUUUCAGCGAAGGCGACUUUUGUGUAUCUGUCGCUGUUUGCUGGAAGUCAGCGUACCGUUCAGGGCGCUUCUUGCUGCCUGCUGCAGCAGCAGCCGCAACAUCUGCCGCCGAAAUGCGCGUUAGGAAGAAAAAGCGUGGGAAAAGAAAUGAGGCAGGAAGAAAACGCUCGUCAGGAAGAACAUGACGGCCGACGCGAACGUGGUAGGAGAGGAGGAACUUGGCGCUACUUGGCGAAAGCCGAUCUGGGGACUUUAGGCGCCUCGGCGGGCAUCGGUGAAAGCACGGCUAAGCAUUUCGCCACUCUCGGCUGCUGGCUCUCCCUCACUGGGCGGAACACGGCGAAUCUCGAGAGAGUGGCAGACGCUUGCUGCGUACAAGGACUUCCUCGAGAAAAGGUGCUUGUCGUACCCGGUGACGUAACAGUGGAAAAGGACAUCGCAGAUGUGGUGCAGAGAACAGCGAAGCACUUCGGACGAAUUGAUAUCCUCGUGAACAAUGCUGGUAUUCCCAUGCCAGGGUCCGUUCAAAGUACCUCAAAGGAAGAGUUUAAUAGAGCGUGGCGGACGAACCUCUUCGGUCCGCUCUGCAUGAUCAAAAACGCUGUGCCCUACUUGCGUCAAACUAAAGGUAGCAUCGUGAAUAUUUCUAGUGUCAUAGGGUUGACUGCGGUUAUGCAUGGCGUGGCGUACGCUGUCUCUAAAGCAGCAUUGGACCAGCUGACUCGAUGUGCUGCGCUCGAAAAUGCCCCGUACGGUGUACGUGUGAACUUAAUCAGCCCAGGUUAUAUCAAGACGGCGAUGAUAAAACCACCUACUGUAAGCGUAGAAGAACAUAUGGAGGUGAUGGAGAAAAAGACCAGUGCUUGGCAUGCGCUGGAACGAAUGGGCACACCGGAAGAAGUGGCUCAAUGCAUCGCCUUCCUUGCAUCAGAUGACGCCGCAUUUAUCACAGGGACCACGGUGCCCGUCGAUGGAGGCUUCCUUCUUCUGUCCAGCGUCUCGGGUUCCACUAGUGUGUUUGAUGACAGAAGACUACAUGAUAUGCCAUGAACGUUGCCUUGUUCGGCCAGAGCAAAAUGCAGAAACUCACGCUCUUAGAAUGAACCCUUGUUUUUGUCUGGGCCCGCUAGAGCAAGGAAUGACGAAAACUGCAGUCUGCAAUACCCUAAAUAAUAAACGACCACUUAUUCGCGCAGAGAAUUGCUCACAAGUCUUUCCUGUUAUUAUGAAGGAAGCACAUAAUGCAUGCCGCCUUCUUUAAGCAAUGUACGCAAAAUGCAAAAUAACGUUAUGCGCUGUUUACCGUACGUGGCCUUGAUUACAUUGGAUGUGAAGUGUGCAUUGGGCUCUUCUUUUUUUAACCCCUUUUUGCAAAGAUAUCUCGUGACCCUGCCGCUUGACUCGCGUCUGUGUCGUAUGUUUUUGGGGUCAAGGCGUUCUGGCCUAUCUUUACACCAACAUCUAUGUGAAAGAGUCUAAUUAAACCAGCAGCACAAUGUUUGAUUAAAUAAAACGAAUAUUUAAUAUACA
This is a messenger RNA of Dermacentor albipictus, 1641 nucleotides long. RefSeq lists its product as uncharacterized. Gene Ontology annotation, biological process: siderophore biosynthetic process. NCBI's taxonomy places the organism in Eukaryota, Metazoa, Arthropoda, Arachnida, Ixodida, Ixodidae. Gene Ontology annotation, molecular function: 2,3-dihydro-2,3-dihydroxybenzoate dehydrogenase activity. The record is from RefSeq and is a predicted model, not a curated record.